UUUAUGUUACAAGGCCAUCGGCAGCGCAGCAAAGGCAUCAAAGGGUGGAGGAGGCAGGAGGGGGCUGUGCUGGGGCACGGCACAGAGGGGCAUUGGCUGCUCCCCCACCCCCGAGAGCCACUGACCCCUGGGCGAGGAUGACCCCGGAGGAGGAAGGCUCCCGGGCAGGGCCCCCAGAGCGGGUGCGUAUCCGGGUGGAGGAGCAGUCGUUCUGUGUGGAGAAGACCCUGCUGGUGGAGAGCAGUGAGUACUUCCGUGCCCUCUUCCGCUCGGGCAUGAGGGAGAGCACGCAGGAGGAGAUCGGGCUGGGGGAGCUGAGCGCGGCCGGGUUCCUCGCCAUGCUGCGGGUGCUGGAGGGCGAGAGGCCCAUCCUUGGCAGCGAGGAGACCCUCCAGGCAGUGGAGUGUGCUGCCUUCCUGCAGGUAAAGCCCUUGGCCAAGUACCUGAUCCACUCCAUCAACUCCGACAACUGCAUCCUGCUGUACCAAGCUGCUGCCAUAUUCGGCCUCCUGGAUCUCUUCCACUGCGCUGCUCUCUAUAUCAGGGACAGCUACGCUGAGCUGGAGGAGUACCUGGACUGCCUCUCUGAUGACCUGCUGGCCUAUGUGGAAGCCCUCCUGCCCAGCACCUUUGUGGCAGUGGGAGCCCACACACCCACCUUCGAGUUCUUGGAGGACCUGUCCAGGACCAUCUGCUACCUGGACGAGGAGACCAACACGUGGAGGACCCUCUCCUGCCUUCCGCUGAGCGCCAGCACAUUCCUAGCCGGCAUGGCAACCAUGGAUAAUAAGAUCUACAUCGUGGGUGGCGUCUACGGGGCCAACAAGCAGGUGGUGGAGAGCAGCUUCUGCUAUGACGCUGACGCCAACACCUGGAGCGAGUUCCCCAGCCCUCACCAGCUGCGCUACGACGUCAGGCUGGUGGGCCACGAGGGCUUCCUCUACGCCAUUGGGGGGGAGUACGAGAAGAUCUCACUCAAGUCCGUGGAGAGGUACGACGUGGCCUCCAGCACUUGGACGUUCGUCUCCGACCUGCCGCAGCCCAGCACGGCAGCGCCCUGUGCCCAAGCCCUCGGGCAGAUCUUUGUUUGCCUGUGGCAGCCACUGGACACCACCGUCAUCUACGAGUACGAGACCCAGCGGGACGAGUGGCUUCCCGUCACCGAGCUCAAGCGGCACCAGAGCUACGGGCACUGCAUGGUGGCCCACCGUGACAACCUCUAUGUCAUGCGCAACGGCCCCUAUGAUGACUUCUUGCGCUGUGUCAUCGACUGCUUCAACCUGACAUCGCGGCAGUGGACGGCCCUGCCUGGGCAGUUCCUGAACAGCAAGGGAGCCCUGUUCACUGCUGUUGUCAGGGGGGACACCAUCUACACUGUCAACAAGAUGCUGACACUCCUCUACUCCGUGGAAGAGGAGACCUGGAAGCAGAAGAAGGAGCGAGCAGGUUUCCCGCGCAGUGGCUCCCUGCAGACCUUCCUCCUGCGGCUGCCGAGACGUGACCAUGACAUCGCGACGUAGGUGGUCCCCCAUCCCAUGUCAGGAUGCUCUCCUUGCACAUGGCUCUGCACUUGCUGCUCCCCUGGGCUCCUCUCCUCCUCCGUGGAGUUGUGCUCAGGUCCAGGGAUGCCUCAUGUUGGACCCUGGAGGUGACACUAGACCCUGCCAGAGGGGAAGGGACUGCAGGCAGUUGCUGCUGUGCCUGCCUGCCCUGCACGAGUGCAAAGUCCUGCCAGACGUGGGCUCAUGAGCCAACUGUGUGCGCGGCUUCGUGGCUUCUGCAGAGAACAGGUACCAGAGAGGUGCUAACAGGGGGUUUAUUUAUUCUGACUACACUCUGAGGGUGUGCAGGACUCCACCUCCUCUCUUCCCUGAUGGGGAAUCAUUCAUUAUAUCUCAGAAUUAAAAGGAAACCUAUAGAAAAGCUUCUCAUUACAGAAUUUUCAUUACUCUUGGGUUUGGUUCCCCCCCCUCCUUCUGAAGGAUAAUACCUCCUAACAGAGAUCCAUGUCAGGACUCACUUCUGCCCCUGAAUGCUUUUUCAGCUGCAGCUCCAUUUCAGAGCCGUAUGUGGGAGUGUGGUUCCCACACAGCCCUGUGCUCCCCUGGGAUAUCUCCAUGGCCACAGCAGGGUCCUGGGAGGAGGAGGAGAGAUGGGCGGUAAAGGAAAGCAGCUCCUGGGCAUUAGUGCUUAAUGCACUGAGGGUUUUCUGGGACCUGGGAACCAUCCAUCAUCCCCCCAAGCCUCAGCAAGACCCAAAGGGGUGGCAAGUGCUGGCUCUCGUCAGAGGCUUGUUUGAACCAAGUCAGGGUCUUUUGAGGACAUGGCAAAACUUGGAAGUACAGAGGGUACAAAAAGGGAGGGAGCACCACCAUUGCAUGGUGAUGCCAGGCUUGCAGAGCUCCAAAGCCAGAGGAGCUGUUCCCAUGAGAUCCCACUGCCUGGAGUGGAAGGUUGCUGACCCUCAGCACCAGCUCUGGGGGUGGCUAGAGAGCACAGAGCUCCCCUCUGUGACUGCAGUGCUGGGGGACCAGGGCAGCAGCAAACCCAGACUGUGGUCAGCUGGUCUUCCAUCCAUGGGUCAGGCUUUGGGCUGCUGUGCUGUCCUGGCUGGGAUGGAGCUGAAGGGAAUACCAGCCAGGGUGCCUCAAAUACCUCUGUACUGACCCUCGCCAAGUUCUCAGCAUUUUCAAAACAGUUCCCUCAUUUGAGAAUAAACCCACUCAAUGCAACCACAAACCGAAACAAACCAGAAAACCCCAACUUGCAACCAUGGCCAGAUGGAUGUGCCUUGUCCUCAUUUGUUCCCUGCCACUGGGCCAGGCUACCACUCUGCUGUCACCUGUGAUGGGACCACAGCCCUUGGAGGUGCAGGUCUGGCAGUGGCACAGGGGAGGCAGAGGUCACCGAGGUACCUCCCUCACCUCUGCACCAUGGGCAGCAUAAGAGGAAUUGUGUUGGUGUCCCCGGGAGGACGUUACAGGAACCCAUCAUGUCAAAUCCUCACUCCCCUCCCAGAUAAAGCCAAUUAACAUUUCAGGUUGUCUUCUCCUAACUGAGAGCAGCAUAUGGAAACAUGCUGCUUUAAAACCAUUUCAGGUUGAACAAACAGCUUAAACCUCCAUUAAAAUAAAGUUAAAAUAAUUCUGUUAGUAAAAUAUUUAUGUUGGGCUCCUGUGGCCAACCCUGGACUGCUGAACUUGGCAGGCUCUCCCCUUCCCUCCAACUCCAACACCAAGUGAUACAACCUCCUCCCCACCUCCACACGCUGGUUUUUCGACAGUUCAGGGGUUUACAAAGAUAUUUGUAGACAAAAUGCAGAAGAUUUUAAGUGCAGCACUUAGGGGAAAGUGCAGGUCUUGGCAGGCUGUUGAGUAUGGCAUGGAUAACCCAAGAGAGGAGUCAUUUGUUGCAUCCAUCAAUCCAGACCGUGAUACAGAGAGUAACACAAGAUAAUUUUAGGUGCAAAGGGAGCACAAAAGAUACAGCUCUUACCUCGGCAAGAAACGAUAAGCCAGGGUCAAGGAGGCUCCUCUAAGGAGGGUGAGAGGCUGCUCAGCCUUUGUGGGCACAACGCUGCUACCAGAAUUCAGCCCUUGACGUUUCACGCUGCUGGCACCAGCUCAGCACCUUUAUCUCCCCCUCUCCAUCCUGAGGGGUUCGUUCCGCCAAAGAUCACAGUUCCAGGCGACACGAUCGUCCUAAUCACAGUUUAACCUUUUUCAAGUUUCUUUUUUAAGGUGACAUCAUCUUGGCAAGAGAGGACGUAAGGAAAAGCUGUCUGUAGAAUGGACUUGCCUUAUAAGGGCCACAUCAAAAAUAAAAGCUUGUAUAAGCAAGGGAAAGCUGGAGCAAAAACAGGGCUGGGAGAUUCAGGAGGAGCCUGUGAGCUCCUCGGGGAUAUCUCCCUUGGUCACACAAGGUACCACAUUUUCUGUUUCAAUGCCAUUAAAGAAGGGCAGGAAAAAAGCUUCCUUGGGAAUGGAUGGGUCAAGCCCCCCAUACUUGGAUGCCAGGUUUCCUUGUCCAUCCAGGCAAGAAUGAAGGCAGCCGUGGAGAGAUGUACCUUCCUGCUGUUGUCUGGCAUCUACCUGGAGAUCCAGGGAGAAGGGACACAGUGUUUUACCUCAAUGGCAGUAUGUUAGACUGAGAGAUUAUUUGGAAGGAUACAGUGGAAAAAUGGUACUAAUGCAACUAACGAAGGAUUUUCUCUGCUGGGUUGUGCCAGUUGGCAUCCUGACAGGAAAAGACACAAACACAUUGCAGAAGAACCCCCCCAAGCAUCUUUACUCAAAGAAAUUACAUCUGUAUCUAAUUCACAGGAAAAUAACAUACUUUAUGUGAAAACACUGUCCACUGUUCCAGUGCCAAACCAAGACACACAUCCCAUUCUCUGUCCUUCAGUUGCAUAAAUUCCCCCGAGCAUCCAGAUGUUCCCGAUGCUGACUUUCAUGCUUAACUUCAUUUGGAGCCACUGUCUUCACAGUUUAGGGAAACAUCCCCUGAAUUUUCCUGAUUUGGGCAGAGCAUGAGGGCAGUGAGCAGUUCCCCGUCUCUCUGUUCUGAUUUCAGGAAGUUCCCUGAGGACAAACUCUUACCUCCACCAUUUUGCAUUCAACCUCAUGUAUUUCAGAGCAAGGCAAGCCUGUUUUCUUUCCUUACCCUCAUGGAAUUGUGUAUUUUUCUCACAUUUCUGGUUUAAAAGGAGAAGCUAAUGUGAUCAAACCGGAUUUCAAUUACAAUAUUCAAUCAUGACUAAGUCAGCUGAGACUCUUACCAAGCCAGGACCAACACAUGUUCCUUCAGAUUUUAGGAAAACAAUUUCUUCUGAUGAUUUAUAUAAUCUCUUAAGAAUCCACAUUUGAUUGUAGCUGAAAACAUGACACCCAUCACCCCAGGUGGAGGGAGAACACUGUGGUUUGGGUUUUGCAAAAAUCUAAGCCGAAGGCGGUUUGGAUCUUAUUUCAUCUAAUCUGAACAGCUGAGAUGAUCAGGGUGGGGAUGUGUGGGUGAGGAGAUAAAUAUUCCUCCUAUGAAGUCGGUGCCUGAAUGAUAAACACUCUUAUGAUGGAUGUCCAUAAAAUGAGAUGAGACACCAAGGAAGAGCUGUGAAGGUCCAUGACUGGUUGUUUCCAGGGGUGGGGAUGGAGCAGCAGAACCACCUGAGUGCUUCUGGUGCAGUCUGGAGAGGGGAAGCUGUGAUGGGUCCAGGGUGCUGCUCAGUGGGUUUUCAUCACGAGCUCUUCCAGUGCCCUCUCCCUCUGAUUCCCACAAAGCAAAAGAACUUCUUUGAUUUCAUUUUGCUGGAAACCCAUAUCGUUAAACUGAGCCAACAGAUGCAAGAAUUUAGCUGCCUGGAGGAAGAAGGAAGAGAGGGGAAUGAUGUUAUCAUGGAUGGAUCCAUCGUGGGGUUGCAGCAGCAGUGCUGUGGGACAAGGCUGCAGCCAGAUGCCCUGGCUGGGUUGUGUCACCGCCAAAGGGCACCACAACAGCAGCCCGAGGACACACAUACCCCUGGUAGCAUUUCAACUUCUUAAAUAAGAAAUAUUUAAUAAAGUCAGCCUCCAGCUUCA
Molecule: messenger RNA, 5573 nt
Organism: Pseudopipra pipra
Lineage: Eukaryota; Metazoa; Chordata; Aves; Passeriformes; Pipridae
Gene: KBTBD13
Product: kelch repeat and BTB domain containing 13
Exons: 1
Coding region: 138-1520 (460 amino acids)
Biological process (GO): regulation of the force of skeletal muscle contraction; relaxation of skeletal muscle
Molecular function (GO): protein binding
Source: RefSeq, a predicted model, not a curated record